CGGUGCCGAAGUCGCGCAGCCAGUCGGACGGGUUGCGCGGGGCCCGGCGUGUCUGGGCCGGACGGAGGAGCGCUCGCCGUGCCUCCCUCCCGCCGUGCCCGGCUUUCUCCUUCUCCCCCCGCGUCCCGCCCGCCCUCCUUCCUCCCUUCGUCCCUUCCUUCCCUCCUCUUUUCCCGGCUCCUCCGAGUUGGGGGGCGGCGGAUGCUGGCGGGGCUCGAGGUGCGGGAGGAAGAGGAGGAGGAGGAGAACUUUCCAGGACGCGGCGGCGACAGCGGAGCGGGGACCCCUCGGCGGGGCAUGGACGGGGCGGCGGCGGAGCCCCCCCCGCGCGAGGGCGGCGGGGCGGAGGGCGGCGGGAGCCGGGAGCGGCCGCUCUUCUCCUCCGCCGCCGCCUUCGAGCCCGGCUUCGCUCAGCAGCCGCAGCCCGAGGAGCGCCACGACAGUGCCAGCAACGGGACGGCGCGGCUGCCCCAGCUGGGGGCCGUGGGGCAGUCCCCGUAUAGCAGCGCCCCGCCGCUCUCGCACACCCCCAACGCCGACUUCCAGCCGCCCUACUUCCCCCCUCCGUACCAGCCCAUCUACCCCCAGUCUCAGGACCCCUACUCCCACGUCAACGACCCCUACAGCCUCAACUCCCUGCACACCCAACCGCAGCCCCAGCACCCGGCGUGGCCGGGCCAAAGGCAGAGCCAGGAGCCGGGCUUGCUGCACGCGCACCGGGGGCUGCCCCACCAGCUGGGGGGGUUGGACCCCCGCCGCGACUACCGGCGGCACGACGACCUGCUGCACGGCCCUCACGGGCUGGGAGCGGGGCUGGCCGACCUGCCGCUGCACUCCAUCCCUCACGCCAUCGAGGACGUGCCGCACGUAGAAGACCCCGGCAUCAACAUCCCGGAUCAGACCGUCAUUAAGAAAGGCCCCGUGUCCCUGUCCAAGUCUAACAACAACGCCGUCUCCUCCAUCCCCAUCAACAAGGACGCUCUCUUCGGCGGGGUGGUGAACCCCAACGAGGUCUUCUGCUCGGUGCCGGGCCGCCUCUCGCUGCUCAGCUCCACCUCCAAGUACAAGGUCACGGUGGCGGAAGUGCAGCGACGCCUCUCGCCUCCCGAGUGCCUCAACGCCUCCCUGCUGGGCGGAGUGCUGCGGAGGGCAAAGUCCAAAAAUGGUGGGCGGUCCCUCCGAGAGAAGCUGGACAAGAUAGGGUUGAACCUGCCGGCCGGGAGGCGCAAAGCUGCUAAUGUCACCUUGCUCACCUCGCUGGUGGAGGGGGAAGCAGUGCAUCUAGCUAGAGAUUUUGGGUACGUUUGUGAGACAGAAUUUCCUGCCAAAGCAGUAGCUGAAUUUCUCAACCGACAACAUUCCGAUCCAAACGAGCAAGUCACAAGAAAAAACAUGCUUCUAGCUACAAAACAGAUCUGUAAAGAGUUCACCGACCUGCUGGCUCAGGACCGAUCUCCCCUGGGGAACUCACGGCCCAACCCCAUUUUGGAGCCGGGCAUCCAGAGCUGCCUGACCCACUUCAACCUCAUCUCACACGGCUUUGGGAGCCCGGCGGUAUGCGCUGCCGUCACCGCCCUGCAGAACUAUCUCACCGAGGCGCUCAAGGCCAUGGACAAAAUGUACCUCAGCAACAACCCCAACAGCCACACAGACAACAGCACCAAAAGCAGCGACAAAGAGGAGAAGCACCGAAAGUGAGGAUUCCCCCCCACUCUUCUCCCUUCCCCCUCUCGCAGCCCAUCAGUCCAUUCAUCUCCCUCCUCCCACUGCCCUGCACCCAGCACCCCAGGCUACGGCAACAGAAUGAGCAUCCUUCUGCCAAUCCUGUUCUCUGACUCUGCGGGACUGCUCUGCCCUCUCCCCGUGCCCCUUCCCGGCAUCCACAUCUCCAUUUGCUCCCUUUUAACUCGUUCCCCCUCUCCCCGCUGCCACCAUCGUUUUUCUACCCCAGUUUGGAGCCUAAGAGAACAGAAAACAGGGGGAUGGAGCCAGCAAAAAGUAAAAGUUCUGUCUUGAGUUUGUGAACUUCUUUUUUUUUUUUUUAAAUAAAACAAAAGGAGGAAAAAAACAAAACAAAAAAGAGGACCUUUUUUUCUAAAAAUAUAUUAAAAAAAACUAAAAAAAAAAACUAAAAAAAAGAAAUAAUACUUAAAAAAAUUCUAUGAGCUUCACUGGACUGAAUCACCACCUUCCCUUACAUAAACUUCAGUUAAGAUUGUAGCCAUAUUAAAAAAGAAAAAAGCAAGAGAAGUGCGACAGCAGCAGCAGCAGCAAGCAAACGAAAGGCAAAAAAGACUGAUGACGUUUUAUCAGUAUUGUGAAUAAACUUGAACACAAAACACAAGCAGUUCCAUGUCAUAUCUUCAGUUGUUGAACUUUUUCCUGGCAAAGGUAAAGCGACCAACUUGAACUUUCUAUUGCAACAUGAUUCACGGUUAUUAUAUAAGGGAAUCAGUGUUCAUGUAUGUAUAUAUUUAUUUAUGUGUAAUUUAAUGGGAAUUGUAAAUAUGGUGAGUCUGUUUUAAGCCUUUUUUUAUUUAUCUGGUGAUCUCGUUUACCUCUUGUUUAGUGGGUUUUAAAUCUUCCCCUCUUAGUUCAUCAUGUGGUUCAUGGUACUUAUUUAGAUAUCAGAGGUUUUUUGGGGGUUUUUCUCUGGGAUUCAUCAUUUUUAGCCCUGUUGUAGCAUGUUAAAGGCGACAAUGAAGCAGCUGAACAAAUAAAAAGAGAAAAAAACAUGGA
Coturnix japonica (Japanese quail) is the source of this 2739-nucleotide messenger RNA. It is a transcript of the gene TFAP2A, whose product is annotated as transcription factor AP-2 alpha. Gene Ontology annotation, molecular function: RNA polymerase II transcription regulatory region sequence-specific DNA binding; DNA-binding transcription factor activity, RNA polymerase II-specific. NCBI's taxonomy places the organism in Eukaryota, Metazoa, Chordata, Aves, Galliformes, Phasianidae. Gene Ontology annotation, cellular component: nucleus. Gene Ontology annotation, biological process: regulation of transcription by RNA polymerase II; regulation of cell population proliferation; anatomical structure development. The record is from RefSeq and is a predicted model, not a curated record.